Messenger RNA from Cyanidioschyzon merolae strain 10D, 1635 nucleotides. Its product is annotated as probable kynurenine aminotransferase. Gene Ontology annotation, biological process: biosynthetic process. Lineage: Eukaryota; Rhodophyta; Bangiophyceae; Cyanidiales; Cyanidiaceae. Gene Ontology annotation, cellular component: cytoplasm; mitochondrion. Bases 1 to 1635 code for a protein of 544 amino acids. The transcript has a single exon. Gene Ontology annotation, molecular function: pyridoxal phosphate binding; L-kynurenine:2-oxoglutarate transaminase activity. The record is from RefSeq and is a predicted model, not a curated record.
AUGAAGCGAUGCGUUCACGCCCCAGAUAUCAGGGUCAGCGAAGCCGUGGAACGCGGAUACGCCCAGAGUUGUUCCUGCGGCGGCACCCUUGGCGAUGCUGGUGCUCGUGCGAUAGGCGCAAGCAGCGGCGCGCUGGGUGUAGCAGCGGUACUGAUGCGGGCUUCGCCACGUGUGCAUCGCACGCCCCGGUACGUCCGAGAACAUUCAGGCCGGGAAGCGGCUUGCCACCGUAGCUGGCAAUCGUCUCUCGCGGAACUGCAAACUCGUGGUUCGAUGGGGCCGACGGUCGCCACCAUACCCCGCAAACUGGUGGCGCUGGGUGCGAAACCUUCUGUGUGGCUUGAAUUCACACCGCUCGCUGCUGCGCUACGCGCUGUGAACCUAGGUCAGGGCUUCCCCGACUGGGAGCCCCCAGCGUGGGUCGCUGGGGCUGCGAAAAACGCCGUUGCGGACCUGGCCCCAGAGACGCAGCAGUACGCGAGGUCACGGGGUCAUCCGAGACUGUUGGAAACGAUUGCGGACGUGUACGGACGCUUGCGCUUCCACGGCAGAAGGUUGGACCCGAAUAGAAACGUGCUCGUCACGAACGGUGCAUCUGGCGCCAUUUACCUAGCGAUCUCUUGUUUGGUUGACGAUGGCGACGAAGUGGUCGUAUUCGAGCCCACUUUCGAUAUAUAUAUGGGUGCCAUUCGGUUGGCGGGCGGCAUUCCGCGCUGCGUGCCGCUGGUAUGGCGAGCUCCUCCUCGUGCAAAGGUGGCGAACGAGGACGCGACCGAGCCCGCAUCUUGUGCUGCGGACUGGUGCAUCGACUGGGAGGCGCUGCGCGAGGCCAUCGGACCAAGAACUCGUGUUCUGAUGCUCAACACGCCGCACAAUCCGCUUGGAAAAGUCCUGACUCGGAAGGAGCUUGAACAGCUGGCGGAGUUGGUCCAUGCGCACCCGCAGGUCACGGUCGUGAGUGAUGAAGUCUAUGAGAAUAUUGUUUUCGAGGGGCGAGAGCAUAUUAGCUUCGGAACCUUGCCGCACAUGUUUGAUCGUUGCGUAUCGAUUUUCUCUGCAGGGAAAAACUUCAGCGUUACCGGAUGGAAAAUAGGAUGGAUGAUUGGGCCAGAGGAACUCAUUCAGCGUUUCCACGCGGCGCAGCAGUUUGUCGUAUUUUCGGUAUGUACGCCGAUGCAGGUGGCCGUCGCCGAAUGUCUAGCGGAGGCGGAACGUCGGCAUUAUUUCCGCGAACUGGCUGCGCUCUACCAGGAACGUCGGGACCAGUUGGUGGCGACGCUGCGUCAGAGCGGCCUUGAUCCAAUCGUUCCGCAAGGAGGCUACUUUGUCGUCGCGAAUUUUGGGAAACUGCCUGGGUUUACCAACCAGUUUCCUGCGGCUUUGAGUGCACUUGAAGGCGGUAGGGUGCCAGGGCUUGAGAUUGAUGACGCAACGCGCCAUCGAGCAGAUUAUAAUUUUGCGCGCUGGCUCAGUUUCGAGUGCGGUGUAACGCCGAUCCCGCUUUCGGCUUUCUUCUGCGAGCGGCAUGCUGAUCGGGCGAAUACACUCGUUCGAUUUGCUUUUUGCAAACAGUCUCAGGUUCUGGAAGAAGUAUCUCGACGUCUGCAACGAUUCAGGGACAUUUCGGGACGGUAA